Colossoma macropomum (tambaqui) is the source of this 2403-nucleotide messenger RNA. RefSeq names its product dephospho-CoA kinase domain containing (gene dcakd). Gene Ontology annotation, biological process: coenzyme A biosynthetic process. Bases 245 to 934 code for a protein of 229 amino acids. Lineage: Eukaryota; Metazoa; Chordata; Actinopteri; Characiformes; Serrasalmidae. The transcript is spliced from 5 exons. The record is from RefSeq and is a predicted model, not a curated record. Gene Ontology annotation, molecular function: ATP binding; dephospho-CoA kinase activity.
UCCCUUAACUGCUGGCUCAAACAGGCUUCUGUGUUGUAGUUCCUUGUCAGCCUCAUUUGUAGGCUUAUAAACACCUUUAUAUUUAAAUAUGUGAAACAAUGUGCUGAAACUAUUACAGGAAUUCCUUUUGUUCACCCGUGUGACUUCAUGGUGGCCGCUGUCUGCAGUCCGUGAGACACACUCGGGCUACGGGAGGGAGAAGGUCGUCCCCGUUUUAAAGCAGGUCAACAGCAACGUCGUUUACAUGUUUCUGGUGGGGCUCACGGGAGGGAUAGCCUCAGGGAAGAGCACUGUCUCCUCUCAGCUGAGAGAACUCGGGUGCCCUGUCAUCGACGCUGAUGUGGUGGCCAGGAAAGUUGUGGAGCCACACAGCCCUGCAUACAGGCUGGUGGUGCAGCACUUUGGGCAGGAGGUGCUGCUGGAGAACGGGGAGAUAGACAGACAGAAGCUGGGACAUAUCAUCUUCUCUAGCCCAGAGAAACGCAGGCUGCUGAACUCCAUCACACACCCGGAGAUCCACAAAGCCAUGCUGAAACAGAUCCUGCUCUACUUCAUCAGAGGUUAUCGGUAUGUGGUUCUGGACGUGCCUCUGCUGUUUGAGACGCGCCGUCUUACUCGCUUCUUAAAUCACACAGUGGUUGUCUACUGUGAUCCCACCACGCAGCUGGCUCGGCUGAUGCACAGGGACGGUUUGAGCCAGGAGGAGGCCGAGCAGCGCAUUGCCGCGCAGAUGCCCCUGAACGAGAAGCGUGGUUUGGCUAGCCACGUGAUCGAAAACUCGGGCUCGCGCGAAGACACACACCGCCAGGUCCUCAAACUGCACACCAAGCUGGAGGACUCCAUGGAAUUCCUGUUCGUCAGGGCCAUCGCGGUGGUAGCUGUUGCCGGCCUGGGAGGCCUCUUCCUGUACACGGUUAGACUCCUGGCGUCCUAGCCGCAAGGUGGAACUUUUAAUGAGGUGCUUCUCCGGGACAGAACCAAGGCCUUCCACGCAGUAACAGUGAAGGAGGGUUGAAUGUGGGUUGAAAAUGUGAUGUGAAAAUGUGUUGUGUUUUUUUUUUUUAAAGUCUAAAUCACUUUAACAAAAAACACUAACGCUAUUUUUAAUAGUUAUCAGAAAUUUGACAAUCUAAACCUCACAACAAAACGACCUCCAACUUAACAGAAUUAGAACUGCACACAGGCCAAGUUGUGAACAGAAUUAAAAGUCCCAUGUUCUACGAUGAUUUUGUGUCAGAUUAGAGGUGAAUGGUAUAGUAAAAAUGUCACAAAGAAAUUUUCACAGUACACAAUUUGCAUUGUAAUUAGAAAACUAUGAAUACAAUAGUGCACUUAACUAAAUACACUUAAACAGGAUUAAUUAUAUGAAACAUGCAGUUGGUCAGUAUUCUUUUAAGUACUAACGAUACCCAUAAUGCACUCAGAAAAGCAUGUGUAAUUCAUCACAAUAACAAUAGUAAUUGCCAUAUCACCCAUGUCAGAUCUUGUUGAAGUGUACGCACUGCUUUGUCCAUUGAAUUAUCAUCUGACAUUCUGCAUUCAUUCCUAGGUCAAGCAUUCCUGUCAGCCAUAGUAGUUAGCAAGCAGCUUCACUAACUCUUAAGCCAUCCAGCUGUGUUGGCUUUUAGAUAAGUCAUGGUGACACAUCCUUUACCUGUUCCCUAACAAGUAAUUGGGAAAUUUCUCUUCCUGGCUGGUGUAUGAAGUAUGCUUUGAUGCGUCACUUAUGUGUAUGUUCUAACAUAUACUACUUCAUUCUAACAUGUGUGGCUUUUAAGCUGCUACACCAAGCUAGUUAGCAACAUGUGCGAACAAGUAGAGAUGGCAUUUCCGAUACUGAUAUCAGUGUUGGCGGAUAACGAUAUAAUAUUUUUAUCUUUAACUAAUAAGCCUUAAAAUUAGCUAUUUUUAAUCAAAGUUGUUCACUUAAAGCUAUAUUAUAUAUGGUUUGGGGAUUUGGAGACCUCUCUGUUGGAAAUGUGUAAUUGCACACAAUGUGUGGAAGAACAUUUUAGCUGCAUUUCGAAGCCCAGGCUGCAGCCGAGGUAGAGUGCGUCCUCGGGAAAACUGUCCUAUGAAGACUCCUCCUUAGUAGCCUAUUGGUCACCCAAAUAGAACAGUCCUAACAAGGCUGUGUGGUGCCGUCACCAGAAACUUGUGAGAGCCCAUUGCAUUGUAUUUGUUGCUACAGUAACUAGUAAGCCAACAAGCUUAUGUAGUUUGAUAAACUGCAUAUAUACAAAUAUGUCUGAUUAAAAUACGAUAUGUGGACGAACUUUUUAAUUAGUCAUUUUACACUUUAUAAUGCAAUGAAGACUAAUUCAGAGAUGUGAAUAACUUACAUUUUAAAACAAGCUCUGCUCCAACGGCUUAGUUUUCUGCCAUUUUUGUAGUGUUGUGUUU